CCAGUGUUGCGUUGGCGCGAUUCCACUAGGGGGCGCGCUGGUUUGAAUUUUAAGCGCUGGGUACAGAAGACUGGAGAAGAAGAGUUGGCAUUGUAAACAAUAUGGCAGACGAGAGGGGUGGAGGUGAAGACAACAUUAACGACAACAUGGGGAACCAGCUCCAGCUUUUACCUGAGAAUGAAGAAGAGGAGGAGGAAGAUGAUAUGGAGACUGAGGCCCUAGACAGUGACGACGCGGAAAAGCCCAACAUAAUCACCUUUGACCCAAGUCUUCCUACAUCUCAUGCUUACUUGGGCUCAGACAUGGAGGAGUUCCAUGGUCGAACAGUCCACGAUGACGACAGCUGCCAGACCAUCCCUGUGCUGCCUCACACAGCUGUGAUGCUGGUGCCAGGCCAGACGUUACCUCUGCAGCUCUUCAGGCCGCAGGAGGUCAGCAUGAUGAGGAGUGUGAUCCAGAAAGACAGGACCUUCGCUGUGCUCGCACACAGUGAUGCAGGUGAGCCAGAGGCAGAGUUUGGAACAACGGCUGAAAUUUACGCGUACCGAGAGGAGCAGGAGUAUGGCAUUGAAACGGUCAAAGUAAAGGCUGUGGGGAGGCAGAGAUUUAAGGUCCAUGAGAUAAGAACUCAAGCUGACGGCAUCAGACAGGCCAAAGUGCAGAUCCUUCCUGAAUGGAUCCUCCCCGACCCGCUCUCCGCCGUGCUGCUGCCGACCCAGUCCAGGCUCCUCAUGCACCCGUCCUCCAAACCCAGAGCUCAGAGCUGCAAGCAGACUCGGUGCUGGUGGAGUACGUACCGACAGAGGAAGUUUCACUGUGCCAGCCUGACCCCGUGGCCGCCCUGGGUGUACACGCUGUAUGACUCUGAGUCUCUCAUGAACAGAGUGAAGAAACAGCUCCACGAGUGGGACGAGAAUCUGAAGGACGACUCGCUACCGACCAACGCUGUAGACUUCUCCUACCGGGUGGCCGCCUGUCUGCCCAUCGACGAUGCCCUGCGGCUCCAGCUGCUGAAGAUCGGCAGCGCCAUUCAAAGACUUCGCUGUGAACUGGACAUCAUGGACCGGUGCACGUCGCUGUGCUGUAAGCAGUGCCAGGACACAGAAAUCACUACAAAAAAUGAAAUCUUUAGCUUGUCUCUGUACGGCCCCAUGGCUGCAUAUGUGAACCCUCACGGUUACGUCCACGAAACUCUGACUGUGUACAAAGCCAACAACCUAAACCUGGUCGGCAGGCCCUCCACGCUGCACAGCUGGUUUCCAGGGUACGCCUGGACGAUCGCUCAGUGCAGAACCUGUGGCUCUCACAUGGGCUGGAAGUUCACAGCCACCAAGAAGGACUUGUCUCCACCUCGCUUUUGGGGUCUGACCCGUUCAGCCAUGCUGCCCCGAAUCCCACAGGGGGAGGGCGACGACGGCAGAGAGGGUUCUCGCCUCUUCUGUCUGUGACGUCUGAGACAACGAUUAAAAGAAAAAGAAGAAGAAGAAAAAAAAAGAAACUCACACAAAAGAGCUCUCCAAAGCUUUCCCCGAGCCUGGAUCUCCUGUCAGCGUCUGGCUGCAAAUACUUUACUCUCUAGACAUCGAUGCAUCACAAAUGCUGUCACCUCUGGCAGUAAAUCCAUCACGUUAGUGGAAAGGUCACGGGGCCUUUAAGUGGCACUGUCUGAAGGUUUAUGUGACGACUGCUUUAAUCAGUCCUUUAAACUUGACGGCUUUUUCUUCCAGUGAAAAACGGACGUCUGGUUGAACGGACUGUGAACAUGUGUUUAUCAUCCCAGCAUGCAGCUACUUGUCGACAUGUUUUUGCUGCAGGUUCACACUAACACACCAGGUCUGGGCUUCGUAGCCUCCUGUCCUCCACUGCAGAGGCUGACUGCAUGCAGCUGAUGGAGAAGUAUUCGUGUCAGCCGCUUUAAUUAGUAAACUCCCUGUAAUCUCAGCGGGUGUUCAGAUCCUUUGUGUCAGACAUGGUAUCAGAUCAGAACUGUGCAAUUAAAUGUGUUUUUGUACGCGAGAGGUUUGGAAUUUUAUUUGACGCAACUACUGGCGUGUGGAGAGAGUGUUUCCUUAUCACCUGGUUAGUUUUGAUCUAAACAGACAAAAACAAACUGAUGUUAAUCUGUGUUUUUGGUGAUAGGCUUCAGGAAAAGUGCAUUAGCUCUGCUCACACUAGCCAGGAUCUGAUGAACGUCUGCGCCUCGGGAGCAGACUGUUGUAUAAAAAGGUCACAGCUAAUUAUGAUGGAGAGGCAGAGGAGCGUUUAGCCUCUCCAUUCCUUCUGCUCACGGCGUGUUAGAAACGUGGUGCCUACGCUCCAGCGCCGCGGCCGUGUGGACGAUCCGAGAAGAAGAGGUGAAAAACAGACGCGUGAGAGCCACAGCUGAUUGUUUCAUUUUUUAUUUGUCUUUUUGCAGCAAGGUGCUGUCAGAUGUUUGUAUAUUAUAAAACAACUCGUGUAAUAUGACUGUUGUAGAAUAUAUUUCCUAAGGCUGUUUAUGACACUGAGGAAGAUUAGAAAUCAUUCAUUUCAUUGGUAAACACAGAGUUCAGCUUCAGACAAACAAUCUUGUUUCUAGCUGAUGUUUGCAAAACAAAGGUUUUCUUUUGUGAAAGAUUUCUGUGGUUUUCAUUUUAGUUUUAACUUGUUAGACUCAAAACAAGCUCUCGUGUUUUUCCUCGUUGGUCUGACUUAGAAGAACAAAACAAGUGGCGUAAAAGAUUCUUGAUGGGUCGGGCUAUUUGCUGGAUUAGAAGGCUAAACAAUGCUCACUCCCAUGCUUUUAUACUCUUUCUGCUACUUUUUUAAAUUAGCUCCUUUACCGUCUGUAGCCUUAAUGAAGUUUAAUCCUCUCACAACUAUUUGCCAAUUUAAACAAUUUGGUUAAAAUGUAAAGAAUUCAAAAGGGAUCUGAGUCGUGUGUUUUUGACGAUCAUAUUUCAAAGUGUUGAGUCAUAAUUCUUUAGUUUUAGAUUGUGAGAAUAUUAGAAUAUUAAACAGCGGUUAAUGACAUUCUCUGUGGACCUAACAGGGAAUCCAUGCUGGUAAAUUUUAAGUCAACUGUAGCGAUUAAACGGAUGUUCCAGAGGAAAUCAGUUUCCUGGCUCCUCAGAAGGCCUUUGCUUGUUUUUCUGUCUCAUUUAGUGAAUCAUCGAGUACAAUAAAUAUGCAGGUUACAAACAGA
Nothobranchius furzeri (turquoise killifish) is the source of this 3184-nucleotide messenger RNA. RefSeq names its product cereblon (gene crbn). The record is from RefSeq and is a predicted model, not a curated record. Gene Ontology annotation, cellular component: Cul4A-RING E3 ubiquitin ligase complex. Lineage: Eukaryota; Metazoa; Chordata; Actinopteri; Cyprinodontiformes; Nothobranchiidae. Gene Ontology annotation, biological process: protein ubiquitination.